Messenger RNA from Dromiciops gliroides (monito del monte), 3389 nucleotides. Its product is annotated as zinc finger protein 665-like. The transcript has 5 exons. The record is from RefSeq and is a predicted model, not a curated record. Bases 54 to 3026 code for a protein of 990 amino acids. NCBI's taxonomy places the organism in Eukaryota, Metazoa, Chordata, Mammalia, Microbiotheria, Microbiotheriidae. Gene Ontology annotation, biological process: regulation of immune system process; negative regulation of transcription by RNA polymerase II; regulation of cytokine production.
UCCCGGAGCUUGUCCGGCCCACUGAGGCCCCGACCUCCUCUUCCCCCUCCUACAUGUCCCCUCCUCGGCCGGGACAGCCCUGGACCCCUCCUCUAGGAAGACUUCGGGGCUGGAAGCAGGAGCUGAUCGCCUGCUCUCGGCUCUCUGGGACUCCCCCUCUCCUGGUUUCAGGCCCCGCCCUGUCUUUGCUGCCUCGCCCUCCACUCAAACCUCCUGCUCAGCUUGCCAAGGAUUUGGUCCUGAUCCAGGAGGAAAGCAUGGAGCCCAACAGAAUUACCUCUGGGACCCAGAGGAAGUCAUCCCAGGAAUCCGUGACAUUCAAGGAUGUAGCUGUCGAUUUCACUCAGGAAGAGUGGUGUCUCUUGGACACUUCCCAGAAGGCUCUAUACAAAGACGUCAUGCUGGAGACCUCCCAGAAUCUUCUCUCCCUGGGACUUCCAGUUGCCAAAGCAGAUCUGAUUUCCCAUUUGAAUCAGGAGGAAACUUGGAUACUGAAAGAAGAAGACUCAAGGAACUCCUCUAGAGGUGAGGAAACCAGGACUCAAACCAAGGUGUCUACCCCAGAACUGAGCAGUUCCUGUGAUUUCAGUUUGAGAGAAAUCUGGGAUUGUGAAGGCAAUUUGGGGAAGAAGCAAGGAAACUGGGAGAGUCAUUCCAAACCAUUCAAAAUUAACCUCAUGAAGACUUCCAGUAAAGAGAGAGAUGAGGAAUGUGAUAAAUUUCAGAGGACUUUUGGUCAGGAGGUAGAUCUAACCCUUUCUGUUCAACAGACAGUCCCCACUGGAAAGAUUCACAAUGAAUAUAAAGAAAAGGAAAGGAGCUUCAGGCAAUAUUCAGACCUAAUUCAAUUUAAAAAAAUUACCUCAGGGACUGGAUAUUCCAAAUACAGUGACCAUUUUAAUGAGCAAAAUGAGCUGAUUCAUCAUCAAGGGAAGCAAACUGGAAUGAAAAAUUUUCAAGAUAAUCAUGGUGAGACAGCUUUUGCUUUAAUCCCAGACCUUAUUAGUCAUCAAAAAAACCAUACUGGUGAAAUGUCUUAUAAAGUUGAUGAAUGUGGUACAGGCUUCAUCCAUCAAUCAUCUCUUAGUUUACAUCAGAGAGUUCAUUCUAAAGAGACAUUGCAUGGGUGUAAUCACUGCUGGAAGGUCUUUUUUCAGAGCACAGAUCUUAUUAAACAUCAGAAAAUCCAUAGACCAGAAAAGCCUCAGAGUUCAUCCCUUAUUUUGCAUCAGAGGAUUAAUUCUGGAGAGAAAAUUUAUAAAUGUAAUUAUUGUGGAAAGGCUUUCAGACAGUCCUCCAAUCUUGUCGUACAUCAGAGGGUACAUACUGGAGAGAAGCCCUAUAAAUGUAAUGAAUGUGGGAAGGCCUUCAGCCAAAGCUCAUCUCUUAUGACACAUCACAGGAUUCAUUCUGGAGAAAAACCUAACAGAUGUAAUGAAUGUGGGAAAGCCUUCAGUCAGAGCUCAUCCCUUAUUGCACAUCAAAGGAUUCAUACUGGAGAGAAGCCCUAUACAUGUAAUGAAUGUGGGAAAGCCUUCUGCCAUAGUUCAUCCCUUAUUGUUCAUCGAAGGAUUCAUUCCAGAGAAAAACCUUACAAAUAUAAUCAGUGUGCAAAAACUUUCAUAAAGCCUUCCAAACUUACAGUACACCAAAAGAGCCACACUGGAGAAAAGCCCUAUAAAUGUAAUGAAUGUGAUAAGGUCUUCAGGUGGAGAGCAAAGCUUAUUGCACAUGAGAGAAUUCAUAAUGGAGAGAAAGCUUAUGAAUGUAAUCAGUGUGGAAAAGCUUUCAGACAGUCCUCCAAACUUGCAGUACAUCAGAGGAUUCAUACAAAAGAGAAACUGUAUCAAUGUAAUGAGUGUGGGAAAGUCUUUCACCAGAAGUCAUCCCUUGUUGUACACCAAAAGAUUCAUUCUGGAGAAGAAGCUUAUAAAUGUAAUCAUUGUGGAAAGACUUUUAGAAAGCUUUCCAAACUUGUAGUACAUCUGGGCAUUCAUGCUGCAGAAAAGUCCUAUAAAUGUAAUGAGUGUGGGAAGGCCUUCAGUGAAAAUUCAUCCCUUACUGCACACAAGAUGAUUCAUACUGGAGAAAAACCUUACAAAUGUAGUCAAUGUGGAAAGGCUUUCAGACAGUCCUGCAACCUUGCUGUACAUCAGAGAAUCCAUACUCGGGAGAAGCGUUAUAAAUGUAAGGAAUGUGGGAAAGUCUUCAGUGAAAGGUCAUCCCUUAUUGGACAUCAGAAGAUUCAUUCUGGAGAGAAACCUUAUAAAUGUAAUGAAUGUGGGAAUGCCUUCAGGCAGAGCUCAUCCCUUAUUGCCCAUCAAAGGAUUCAUACUGGAGAGAAGCCCUACAAAUGUAGUGAGUGUGGGAAGGCCUUCAGCCGGAGCUCAUCCUUUAUUGCCCAUCAAAGGAUUCAUACUGGAGAGAAGCCCUAUAAAUGUAAUGAAUGUGGCAAUGCUUUCAGCCACAGCUCAUCCCUUAUUGCACACCAGAGGAUUCAUACUGGAGAGAAGCCCUUUAAAUGUAAUGAAUGUGGGAAGUCUUUCAGCCACAUUUCCUCCCUUAUUGCACAUCAGAGGAUUCAUACUGGAGAGAAGCCCUUUAAAUGCAAUGAAUGUGGAAAGUGUUUUAGCCAGAAGUCAUCCCUCAUUGUACAUCAGAGGAUUCAUUCUGGAGAGAAACCUUAUAAAUGUGAUCAGUGUAUGAAGGCUUUCAUAAAUGCCUCCAAACUUUCUGUCCAUAAGAGGAUUCACACUGGAGAGAAGCCCUAUAAAUGUAGUGAAUGUGGGAAGGCCUUCAGCCGUAGUGCAAACCUCAUUGUACAUCAGAAGACUCAUAACGGAGAUAAAUCUCAUAAAUAUAAUCACAAGUCUUUUGGACAGACCUCCACCCUUGUACAGAAGAGAAUGAAUACUGGAGAGAAGAUCUACAAAGAUAAUGAAUAUGAGAAAGCCUUUACUCUGAACUCCUUUCUUACUGGGCAGGAAAGAAUUCAUACUGGAGUAAAACCUUCUAAAUCUAUUUGAGGUGGGAAUUCUUUUAGCUGGAGGGUAGAACCUAACCACAUAUCAGAAAAUUAAGGUUUUUCGUGAAUCUAUACUAUUUAAUGUAUUUUUUAAAAAGUUUAGAUCCAUCAUGUGUUACUAUAAAUUAAUGUUCCAAAACAUCCAGAGACCAUAGUUUCUUCAGCCAUUCCAUAAAUGAUUGGCAACUACUUUGUUUCCAGUUUGUUGCUAUGCUACCAGAAAAAUUGCUGCUAGUAAUAUUUUGGUGUAUGGUCAACCUUUUAAGGGCAGCUAGGAGGUGCAGUGGAUAGAGUGCCAGACCUGGAGUCUGAAAGACCUGAGUUCAAAUCUGGCCUCAGACCCUAGAUGACUCACUUAACCCUG